This is a messenger RNA of Ostrea edulis (European flat oyster), 5232 nucleotides long. RefSeq lists its product as uncharacterized. The record is from RefSeq and is a predicted model, not a curated record. NCBI's taxonomy places the organism in Eukaryota, Metazoa, Mollusca, Bivalvia, Ostreida, Ostreidae. The transcript has 2 exons. The coding region runs from base 2532 to 3794 and encodes 420 amino acids.
AGUAAAUUAAGUUCACAAGUACUUAUUAAAUGAAAUUCGCAUUAACAGCAGUGGUUACGCUUAUAAAUUCUGCAUUAAUAAAGUUGAUCGUAUUCUCAAACUUUCUGAGGAAAUUCUGGGAAAAGUGGAUGUGUUGAAAUCUGAAAGACUAGAGUUGGCGGACUAUUAUCGAAAGAGAGCGGCGUGGUUGCGCAUAUUAUAUGAUAAAUUUAUUACACCGGUGAAGUCAACAAAGAAGCGUCCAUUAAUUACAACAGCUAAAAAAUAUCCAGUUUGUUCUGGGGAUCUGGGUUAGAAUAGGUCCUCAGUAUCCCUUGCUUGUCGUAAGAGGCGACUAAAUAGGGCGGUCCUUCGGAUGAAUCCUAAACAGUUAACGAUAGCGGAACGUUUCCGGUUCCAUAAAAGGGACCAAAAGCCCGGAGAAAGUGUACUAUAAUACAUUGCUGAACUAAGAAACUUAGCGAUUCAUUGAAGAGACGCUUGAUGAUUCACUGCGUGGUAGAUUUGUUUCAGGGCUGUGUGCUGAAAAUUAUUCAUAAAAUCUUGCUGUCAAAAGAGGAACUUGCCCUCGAUAAAGCCUGUAAAAUUGCUGUAGUCAUGGAAACUGCAGCGACGGACGCUGUGGAACUUCAAAGACAGCGAGGCCAUUCAUCAGUCAACAAAAUACACAUUAAUUCGAAACUGUCCAUGGGCCCAAAGAAACAUACAAAAGUAAAAACAAAAUGGUGCUCCUUGUUUUCGAUGUGAGUGUGACCAGUGCAAAAAGAUAAACACUGUCUGUCAUUUUUGCUCGAUCAAAGGACACAUUAAAAGAGCUUGAAUGAAAAAGCGAAGAAACAAACGUGAUAGUUACAAAAAAAAUCUAACAGUCAAAGGGGAAAAGGAUUACACAGGUUACAACAAGAAUCAUACUCUGAUGAAUCGGAGGAAUUAAUUUAACAUAUCAACAUUAACAACCUCCAAGAAAAAUACUCAAAACCAAUCAUUGCGAAACCAACUAUAUCUGGAAAAUGCUUACACAUGGAACUUGACACUGAUUAGGCACUGUCUAUCAAUCUGAGAAGGAUUAUACGUUAAUUUCUAAGAAUACUGACACAAAACUCGAGCCAUGUGGUCAUAAAUCUUCAGGAGAAGAUGACCCUUAUUGAUUUUGAGGUCACGUGGUCAAGAGUCAAACUGGACAGGAAUAUACUGUCUACUCAAUAUCUUGAGAACCCUUUGCUUGACAGGCAUCAAACUUGGCACACUGGUACAUCUUCAGGAGAAGAUGACCCCUAUUGAUUUUGAGGUCAGAUGGUCAAAAGUCAAGGGUCAAACUGUACAUAGGAAUAUACUGUCCGCUCAAGAUCUUGAGAACCAUUUGCUUGACAGACAUCAAACUUGGUACACUGGUAUCUUCAGGAGAAGAUGACCCCUAUUGAUUUUGAGGUCACAUGGUCAAAGGUCAAGGAUUAAACUGGACAUAGUAAUAUAUUGUCUCCUAUGUUUUAAGAAUUAUUUGCUUGAUUGACACCAAACUUGGUACACUGGUACAGCAGAAGAAGUAGAUGUCCCCUAUUGAGUUUUAGGUCACAUGGUCAAUCAACUCCUGACAUAACAAGAUAUUGUCUGCUCAAUAUUUGGAAUUGGUUAUACUACUAUCAAUUAAAUGAUGCAUGCAGGAAUCUUGCUGAAACUUGAAGUUUCCUAGCGGAAACUUGGCAGAAACCUUAUGUAUACCUAAGUUUCCGCAAUGUUUCCGCAGUGUUUCAGCCUUGCGGAAACUGCAUUUUACAUCAUGUGAUGUGUAUAAUCCUUUUCAAAUUUGCACCAUGGGGGGCAUACAUGUAUAUGUUUUACAAACAUCUUUUGUUAUUUAAUAUCAGACUUGAGUGAAGCGAUAACAAUGACUUGAACUGGGGGACAAGUAGUAAAUUAACAAAGCAUUUUCAGGUAUAAACUGACUCAAGAUCUCCCUAAGAUUUUAUGUCCGCUAAAAGAUCAAGUGCUAGACCCCCUUUCCACAAAUUCCUGGACCCGCCUAUAUAUUUACAUGUAGUACGACCUGUGUCACAGGAAAUGAAUACAUCGGAACAAGACCGUUAACCCCUGUCGGUGUUUUUCAUUCUCGAGAAAUAAAAAUCUAAUAGGUUUUAAAUGCUAAUAAUAUAAUAAAAGAUUGAUUGAGUGAAUAAACAGUGCUGGGUGUGUCUAUGAGGUUGAAUAAAACUGGGUUUAUAACAUGCUUCAAUCUUAUGAGGUUAUUCGUAGAAUUCAUACACUAAGAAUCCUUGUUCAGAAAGUUUUUGUACUACUUGCACAAUUAAUCCAUCAUAACUAGCAUCCAGAUCAAAAGACCCAUUAAUGCAAUAUUGCGUUAAAAUCUGACAAUUAUUGAUGAUAAGUUUUUAAUGCGAUUAAAAAUGAACAAGUCAUUGUUAUAUGCAUAUCAAAGAUAUCCAUUGGACCAAAAUCAUAGCCAGAUCAUAUAAAUAUGAAAUCCAAUUGAGCUUACAAUCAUUAUUCAAUCUAUAGAAUAAUCAAGAGAAAAUAUGGCCACACGCCCGAAGACAUUAGCGUUCCUUGUAGCGUGUGUCUUUAAGUUUGUUUGCAUUAAUGGCGAACUUAGACUCGCAUCAUUCAACAGGAUCUACAGUAACCCAUCCAAUGAUUUGUCGAAAUAUUACAGAGCAGUGGCGACAGGCUCUCUAGUACCCAGAUCAAGUAGAUCAUUUGUACCUUCACCAUCGUGGACAUUUCAGCAACGAAGGAAUUAUGUUGGGAUUAGUCCAAGGAUUUCAGGAUAUAUGAGGAAUGACUGGUCUUCUACUAACAGUGUUAACAGAAAUCCACCAUUUCAGUUUCAGAACACCAGAUCGAGAUUGAGGACAAAUAUCGUUCUUGACAAAAUGCGCCGAAAUGGUAAAACCAGUAAAGAAGUUAUUGAUAACAGAGUGAAACGCACACAACAAAGCAGCAGACAAAAGCAGACUGCUUCUAUCGCAAUAAAAUGGAGGCGAAUUCAAACCAUGCUUAAAUCUAUGUCACCUAGUAAGAGACAUGCCCUUCUCGCCCGUUUUAAAGGCGCUCCUCGAAAGACAACCUCAAAAGAAAAAUGGCGUACAAUUUCAAAUUCAAAAGAAGUAAUGAAUCAAAAGAGAACUUUGCUCAGGAAAUUAGCUGUUCCGGUUGAGAAAUUAGCUGUUCCGGUUGAACUGAGUUCUAAGUCUCAUGAUCGGUAUUUGGAAAGGAGCAAGGCCGGGAAGAAAAAGACUUCGGCAGAGAAACCUUUUGAAUUAAAACAUCAAAAGCUUUCUCAUGUUAGCGAUAGAAAAAAUCAACAAAAAAUACUAUUUCUUCAAGGCUUCAACAAAUUUCUGCGACAGCGACUUGCUUCCAGACAAACCCAUUCUUUCAAGCAAUCUAAGAAAUCUCCUAAAGGAAACAAAAAGACAAGCCAGGAACAAAUAGACAAUGGUGUUAAUCUCGUGACGAAAUCGCGCAUCAAAUUACACCACAAUCAGACCCCCAACAGACCAACGCAAUCACUUAGGAAAAUUCUACCAAUCCUAAAACGACAUCAAUUGCAGUUUCAAAAACUAAAAUCUUAUAUUCCACCCGAUAGUGUCGGCACGAUGCAUGCAUCGAAUGUUAAUGGACGUGUAAAUGUAAAGCAGACAUCCUCAAAGCAGCCGCUAUUUGUGAAUUUCAAGCCAUCUAGUGGUGUAGUUACUUCUAUUUCAUCACGCAAAAGUGACAAAAAUACUAGCAAGGAAAAUAAGAGCGGAGAACAAAUAAUGUGGGUAAAUCCUUAAAAUAAUAUAUAUAUAUAUAUACAAAGCACUAAAAUCUAAGAACACUCAACAUCCAAAGUGUCGGAUCUAAUAGUAGAUACGAGGUCAAAUAAAUAAGGAUAUAAAAGCUUAAAAAUAACCAACGACACGAACAACAGUGAAUUGUCAAAUUUUCGGUACAACCUGUCCCUUCCUCAGGACGAUAGAAUAUUUACAUAGAAAAUAUAUUGACAAUUCACUGGUGUCGUUGGUCAUUUUUAGUGAUAUAUAUAUAUAUAUAUAUAUAUAUAUAUAUAUAUAUAUAUAUAUAUAUAUCCAAUAAUAAAAGUCAAGAAACACAAAACUCGAAUAACAUUUCACUGUUAGCGCUUUCGGCUUUAAUGCCUCUUCAGACAGUUAUAAAACACACACACACACACACACACAUAUUCCAUACACUUUUACAAUUGAUAUUAAUUUAGAUAUGAUAUUUGUUACCGUUACAGUCCUCAAAUUGGUUAGUGUUAAUGAAAUAUUGACAUAAAAUACACUUUUUAGCACCACACGGCUCGCCUAAAUUUUCUUUCUUCUUUUCUAAAAAUAGAUUAAAUGUGUUUCUUAUGUACCAGAAUGUCUUUUAUAUUUUUGUCUCACUUAAAAGUCACUAUGGGCAUAUCUCUAAAAGCAUUUUAUAAGGCGGUCUGCAAUUUUUGAGUUGGUUUUUUUGUUGUUGUUGUUGUUUUUUUUUUUUUAAUCUUAUGAAUAUUGGGAAGUCCUUUAGAAUAGUUCACCGCAAAAGGAACACGGUUACCCUGGUUCGCCUUUCUUCUAUAGUAUAUAUAUAUAUAUAUAUAUAUAUAUAUAUAUAUAUAUAUAUAUACAUGUAUAUAUAUAUGAUUUGUUGUAAUAACGUAUAUGUUGUGAUGAUUUUGAAAUAUACAUCAUGUAAUGUGUUAUAUUUUAUAUCGCUUAUUGAUUUUCUUCUCAAUUUCAUAAUUUCCCUAAAACAUAGUUUUCAAACAUCAAUGGGUACACCAGCGUUCAUGUAGUUACAAUUAAAAACUGUUAAAGCCAAAAAACCACUUAUGUUAUACUUCAAUUUUUAUUUACAAUUUCAAGGCAACAUUUUUAUCAGAUCUUGUUCGUAGAAUCGUGACAUUUUUAGUGUUGUCUUUGCAAUAAAUCACAUUUCUUGCCAACUCGUCGGAAUUCAGGUUAAGGGUUGCCACGCUACAAAGUUCACAUGAAUCAUGUAGCCUAAUGAGCUUUUCAACAAUUUUCCAUUAUAAUAUUUCGUACAUAAAUCAAUAUUUGAUAUGCAUUCUCAUAAUUAACAUGACGCGGGGUCUUGUUAUUCUGUCACUAACAUUCAUUCGGAUCAUACAUCGAUCAUUAUUUUAAAUCUCAUCAUUUUGUCAUUUGACACAACGGCUAUAAACGGUAUUUGCAAUUUAUUCAUGAAUAAAUGAUUUAAAAACCA